GGUGUUUUUGUCGGUUAUGCUCCAUCCGCAUCCGUCCACACGCACACAGGCUCAGGCUCCUGUCCUCCUGCACACCGCUCGCAGGUCACACAGCCGACACAGCAGACACAGAAGACACAGAAGCAGCAGCAGCAGCAGCAGUAGCAGCAGCGCUAUACAACAGAGAUCUGCGUGCUGGCCGCCACCUCCUCACAGCUCAGCACUCGUUGCCUGGAAACCCUCUGGCCCUCAAGCACUGCCCCAUCGACCUGCGCACCUCCAUGGACGGCAAAUACAAGGAGAUCGCAGAGGAGCUGUUCUCUCGCAGCCUGGCUGACAAUGAGAUGCGUAGUGCCCCUUACGAGUUCCCCGAAGACAGCCCCAUCGAGCAGCUGGAGGAGAGGAGACAGCGCCUGGAGAGACAGAUCAGCCAGGACGUCAAGCACGAGCCAGAUAUCCUGCUGAGGGCCAAACAGGAGUUCAUGAAAACAGACAGCGCAUCAGACCUGGAGCUUCUGAAGGAGCAGAGCCAGGCUCCCAUGGAUGCUAGUAGCCCCACUGAGAGGGAGACCACCCCGGAGAAAGAGUACCAGAGGGUCUCCAUCUCUGGAGAGGAGAAAUGUGGGGUUCCCUUCACAGACCUGCUGGACGCUGCCAAGUGCGUGGUGAAGGCUCUGUUCAUCCGGGAGAAGUACAUCUCCCUGUCCAUGCAGAGCUUCUGCCGCACCACGGCCCACUACCUGCAGGAGCUGGCCGAGAGGCCCCUGGACCUCCAGGUGUUCGAGGAGGUCCCCGAAACAUCACUCUCGCCAGACCCCCCAGUGUCUGACACCCACCCCUAUGAGAACAUGGACCCCAGCGGCAUGCCCUCUGACAUGGGCUACGGCUGCAAGAUGGUCAACGGGGUCAUCCACGUAUACACCAAGAAGAACAAAAUGGACAUGAGUACAGAGCUGGACCUGCCCUAUCCAGACCUGCAGGAGUACAUUGCUGACAUGAAUGUUAUGAUGGCCCUCAUCAUCAAUGGACCAGUGAAGUCGUUCUGCUAUCGCCGGUUGCAGUACCUGAGUUCUAAAUUCCAGAUGCACAUCUUGCUGAACGAGAUGAAGGAACUGGCGGCCCAGAAGAAGGUUCCACACCGGGACUUCUACAACAUACGCAAGGUGGACACGCACAUCCACGCCUCGUCGUGCAUGAACCAGAAGCACCUGCUGCGCUUCAUCAAGCGGGCGAUGAAGAAGUACCCAGGGGAGAUCGUACACGUGGACAGAUGUGGCCGUGGACAGACCCUCAUGGAGGUCUUCGAGACAAUGAACCUCACCGCCUUCGACCUGAGUGUGGACACGCUGGACAUGCACGCCGACCGCAACACGUUUCAUCGUUUCGACAAGUUCAAUGCCAAAUACAAUCCCAUCGGAGAGUCCAUCCUCAGGGAGAUCUUCAUCAAAACUGACAACCACAUUGAAGGCAAAUAUUUUGGACAUAUCAUCAAGGAGGUGAUGGCAGACCUGGAGGAGAGCAAGUACCAGAACGUGGAGCUGCGGCUCUCCAUCUACGGCCGCUGCAGAGACGAGUGGGACAAGCUGGCCAAGUGGGCCGUCAAGCACGGCGUCUACUCCACCAACGUACGCUGGCUGGUUCAAGUGCCGCGACUAUUCGAUGUGUACCACACCAAGAGACAGCUGUCCAACUUUCAGCAGAUGCUGGAGAACAUCUUCGUGCCGCUCUUUGAGGCCACCAUCGACCCGGCCAGCCACCCCGAGUUGCACCUCUUCCUACAACAUGUGGUGGGCUUUGACAGCGUGGAUGACGAGUCCAAGCCUGAGCACCACAUCUUCAACCUGGACAGCCCCCUGCCUGCCAACUGGACGGAGGAGGACAACCCGCCCUACUCUUAUUACCUGUACUACAUGUACGCCAACAUGACCGUGCUCAACCACCUGCGCAGGAGGCGGAGCUUGAACACAUUUGUGCUACGCCCCCACUGUGGGGAGGCGGGGCCUAUCCAUCACCUGGUGUCGGGCUUCAUGCUGUCAGAGAACAUCUCACAUGGCCUGCUGCUCAGGAAGGCGCCUGUGCUUCAGUACCUGUACUACCUGGCCCAGAUCGGCAUUGCCAUGUCUCCCCUGAGCAACAACAGCCUGUUCCUCAGCUACCACCGCAACCCCCUGCCAGAGUACCUGUCCAGGGGCCUCAUGGUCUCCCUCUCCACCGACGACCCCCUGCAAUUCCACUUCACCAAGGAGCCCCUGAUGGAGGAGUACAGUAUUGCAGCCCAGGUGUGGAAGCUCAGCUCCUGCGACAUGUGUGAACUGGCCAGGAACAGCGUGCUCAUGAGCGGAUUCUCACACCAGGUUAAGAGCUACUGGCUGGGGCCUGACUACAUUCGCGAGGGCCAGGAGAGCAAUGACAUCCGCCGCACCAACGUGCCGGACAUCCGCGUGGCGUACCGCUACGAGACCAUGUGCGAGGAGCUCAACCUCAUCACGCAGGCCGUACAGACUGACGAGCUGGCCACCAUCCAGGAGGAGGGCGCCAUAUGCAUGGGGUCUACUGCAUCAGGGCGGCCAUAGAGAUGAAUACACACACACUCACACAAACACGUGUGCACGC
Molecule: messenger RNA, 2592 nt
Organism: Engraulis encrasicolus (European anchovy)
Lineage: Eukaryota; Metazoa; Chordata; Actinopteri; Clupeiformes; Engraulidae
Gene: ampd2b
Product: adenosine monophosphate deaminase 2b
Exons: 18
Coding region: 261-2552 (763 amino acids)
Biological process (GO): AMP metabolic process; IMP salvage
Cellular component (GO): cytosol
Molecular function (GO): AMP deaminase activity
Source: RefSeq, a predicted model, not a curated record